This is a messenger RNA of Nezara viridula (southern green stink bug), 2080 nucleotides long. Lineage: Eukaryota; Metazoa; Arthropoda; Insecta; Hemiptera; Pentatomidae. The record is from the annotation of a GenBank genome assembly.
GGGCUAUACUCUGCAGCAUUAUCCAGUAUGGAUGCUGUCAUAUACGAUUACUUCUUUGUCUUCUUCUGACUGCACAAGACAGAAUUAUUGUUUGUCGCCUAUAAAGAGUAGGAUAAACUAAACAGAAGGUGCAUGUGGCACGUGCAGCUUUGGUGUGAAAGCCUCUUCAUCAAGACGUAAGACGCACAUACACCAUGCAUACAUUUUCCAUAGUCGAUUUAUUCUUUCCUAUUAAAGGAACAAAAAUAAUGCAAUAAAAACAGGAAUAACAAAAACUUUUACAAGUCUAAUUUAUUUGAUUACAAAACUUUUUUGCGAUGAUUAUUUUCGUUAAUUUUUUGGAUGUUUGACUCGGUGUCCUCUUGACUUCAGUAUAAGACUCUGCACGAGUUCUGGGAGCAGCUUAUUCUGAGAUCAUUUCAAGAACUGCGUUCAAUCAAGUUUCGAAUUGAAGAUACGGUAUCCAAAAAGUUUCACUCGCCUACGGUGGCUUCCAAGUGUCUUUCUUGUUUCCGAUACUGUUCUCAGUUUACAUGGCUAGAGAGAAGUAUAAUAAUGCUACCGCGGAAAAUAUUGCGAUCUUCGGUAGCUCCAUAAACGCGAGAUGAUAAAUUAAUUAAAAUUUAAAACUCAGUAUAAUUGACUUCCAAACGGUGUGGGUCAAGUUCACCUUGGAAAUAAAUUAUAAAACACCGAUAAUGUUUUAGUUUCAUAUUUUUUUUAAUGAACUGUUAAUUCUAUUUUCUAAUCUUUCGACCAAAGGGGGCUGACUUAGUUUUGUCAUAAAUUAGAUAGCCAUUUUGGGAUUCACCCGGCCUUGUCGUCAUAGGGAAGAAUAGAUAAAACAACUCGGCGGCGUAGAACAGCUCAUUGGUAUCAUGGUGUCCGUUGCCGCAAAGUCUCUUCCUAAGCUGAGCGGUGCCGUCUUUGGCCAGUUUUCACGAAGAAAGGAGUUGAUCAGAAGGCAUUGGCUGGACACUAAAACAGACCAGUAUUAUGAAGUUUUGAACAGAAUCGUAAUACCGGAAUGUAAAAAUAUUGCAUCAGAUGUACCGGGAUAUCCGGAAAGAAUCGAAAAGUUACUUACUUACACCAACCCAGCAUUCAGUGAUGCUUGGAACUUUUCGACCGAACUGGUUUACAGGACCGUUGCUGAUGAGAGCCACCAAACAGAUGAGAACAUUACCAAGAUGUAUCUUAUCAGAGCUACAAUGGACUUGUUGUUUACGAUGUCAGCAGUUCUUGACGAUUGCUCUGAUAUGUCCGAGUACAGGAGGGGCAAAAAAAGUUGGCAUACCAUCUGCCAAGGAGGUGAAGGUGCUGCUAUAUUUGACGGAGUUCAAAUAGGUCUUUUCCCUUUCUACCUUCUCAAAAAGUAUUUCAAAAAUGAUCCAGGGUAUACACAACUUAUGGAAACCGUUGUGAUGGCCUAUAUAAAGUUGGCAAUUGGACAAACAAUAGAUGUACUAGGACAGUCAAACAGAUCUCCAUUAAUGGACGAAUAUGAGCGUAUAAAUUACUACAAAGCCGGACAAUUCGUCGCGACUGGCCCAGCGCUUGCAGCUAUUCACGCUGGAAUCUUAUCUCAAGAGUUGAUUGACAAAACAGUGGAGAUAUUCACUAUAGCUGGACAACUUAUACAAACGUGGGACGACUUCAAUGAUUAUUACAGCUCAUCGGAACAAAAUGGCAAACCAUCAUGCGAUUUCAUUAACGGUGGAACAACUUGGGUUAGCGCCAAAGCGAUGGAGAUCUUCAACCCCACCCAAGCUGCAGAAUUUAUGGAGUGCUAUGGCUCGGCUGACCAAGGCAAGAUGAAGAGAGUACGAGAACUAUAUGACCAGAUAAACAUGCCGAAGUUAUAUAUUGAGCAUAUGCUAGAAAAAUAUAAUCACUGCGAAACUCUGAUAAAAAGACUACCACAUGAGAAGUUGCGUGAGGCCUGUUACAGCUACUUAGAGUGGCUUGUAAUUCGAGAAAAUCCUGACGAAGUUCCGGAACUUGAAGUUGCGAAUGUUUGAACACUAGAGGGUAAAAAUAUAUUUUGUAUCAUAAAUUAAAAAUGUACUUAUUUAUUAUA